AUGACUGUGGAACACCUUCGAAUCAACAUCAGCAAUAUCCAUUGCCUGGAUUGCGAGUUCACAAUUAGACAAACCAUUGGCCAUUUCUUCACAUUGGUCGACUUUUCCUCCGAUACGCCCUCUGAUGUAGAAUCAUUACCUGCCAAUACUAUCUACUACAAGCUUCAGAAUAGCACGGCUGAUCUAUACUACAACAACAAAUACGAAUCCAAGACACUGAGACUCGAACAUGCUACUAAAUUGAUCAUAAAUGCACUCCACAAGAAUAGCUUUAUUACACUUUCGUGGGAGCUAACCAGGGAUGGUCGGCCAGUGAAAGCUUUCACUCAAGCCAAAGAAAGUGAUUCUCAUGCAAAGGAGACCGCCAUAUUGAAUGUCUGGAAAAGAUACAAGAAUCACCAAAUCCGUAGACACCAUGUUGAAAACUGUACCUUCUGCCAGGAGAAGGAGAAGGAAAAGGAAGCUACAAAGGAUUCUACAACAGACGACAACUCUACCGACAGCACCAUUCAGGUGGUGGUGGAUAAGCCACAACAAGAGUUCAGAACAGUAUUUGCCAUCAAUGGCAUGUCGUGCUCUGCGUGCGUGCAAUCGGUGUCGGAAGCGUUGGAAACCGUUCUUGGAGAACUGAAUAUCCAUCAGAAGGGAGACGAGCCAUUGUAUUCUGUCAAUUUGCUUCAGCACUCAGCAGUAGUGAUCUUGCCAAAUAAGCAGCUUGUCAAUAAGAUUGUUCAGACCAUCGAGGACGCUGGAUUUUCUGCCAGACUACUCGAGAUUUUACCGAUUCAGAGAACCAUAAACGAGAAGGUCACUGCGGUUAUUGGCGGAAUCACCUGCGCAGCUUGUGUGAACUCGGUGCUCUCAGCCGUGAAUGAAUUACCAUUCAUUCUUGACAGUGGUGUGAAUGCCGUGACGAAAUCUGGCCAGUUUGUGCUUGAGAAUGCUGAUGAUGGGUCAGAUUCAAACAUAAACAAGUUAAAGGAGGUGGUCGAGGAUUGUGGCUUCGACUUUGACCUCAUCAAAAAGGAAAAAAUUAAUUAUACCUCAAGCAAGAUUGUGUCCAGAAGCAUCAACUUCAGUAUUGAGGGAAUGUAUUGCACCAAUUGUCCUGAUUUAAUCAUGGGUUACUUGAAGAGUUUUGGAGAUGCUAUUGUCAUCGAGGAUCCUAUAACCUUGAACCAGCCAUUUGUCAAGUUUACUUAUAUUCCAAAUGUGGAGAACAAGGUGACCAUCAGAAGGUUUUUAUCUGACUUAAAUCACAUUCAGCCUCUGGAAGAAGAACCGGGUUACACCAUCAACACGGAGAAAGAUGGAACCUUCAAGUGUAGUUUGGUUGAGCAAGUUUCUAUCGAUGAGCAUUUGAAGAAAUUGGCCAAGCAAGAGACAUUCAACAUCAUUAAGAGACUCGUUUUGGCCACAAUUAUUGCGAUUCCCACAUUUGUAUUUGGAAUCGUUGGCAUGUCGCUUGUUCCUUCGCACAAUUCGUUCAGAAUGUGGCUAGAGCAGCCUCUAUGGACGGGAAACGUAUCCAGGGUUAUGUGGAUAGUGUUUUUCUUGAGCUCUCCAGUCUAUUUCUUUGCUGCCGACGUCUUCCACGUCAAAGCAAUCAAAGAAGUGCGUUCACUUUGGCUUCACAAGAAUUCUUUCAAGAAGAGAUUCUUUAAAUUUGGUUCCAUGAGCUUGCUAAUGUCCCUUGGUACAACAGUCUCUUACGUUGCCAGUAUCAUCUUGCUUAUUCUUUCGUCUCAACAAGAAGCAAAGUCAGGAAUGGGAUUUCAUACUACCUAUUUUGAUUCUGUGGUCUUCUUAACCUUUUUCUUACUUAUUGGAAGAUUACUUGAAAGUAUAUCCAAGAACAAGACGGCAGAGGCUGUUGCAGGCUUGAGCUCUAUGAAAGCUUCUACAGCAACCAUUGUCGAUCGUACGAAAAAUGAUGACGGAGCUUUCUCCUACAUUAAUGAUCAGAGCGUCGAUGUUCAAUUAUUGGAUUCGGGGGACUACAUCAAAAUUGCAACCGGCGAGUCUCCAGCUUUGGACUGUGUUCUCAUUGAAGGUUCUUCAGAAUUUGACGAGUCAGCACUUACUGGUGAAGCAGACCCUGUAAGACAUGACCCAGGCCACCAGAUCUAUUCUGGAACAGUCAACGUCGGAAACAAUUCGGUGGUGGCAAAAAUAUUGAGUGUAGAUGGCGAUUCACUAAUCGAUCAAAUUGUUAGCACUGUUCGUGAUGGACAGAUGAGGAAAGCUCCUAUUCAAAGACUUGCGGACGUACUCACAGGCUACUUUGUUCCUGUCAUUGUUUGCUUGGCUGUUCUUACAUGGAUAAUCUGGCUUGCACUUGCAUACUCAGGCUCACUUCCACAGAGCUAUCUUGACAUUGAUGUUGGUGGUUGGACAGUAUGGGCACUCGAAUUUGCAAUUGCAGUCUUUGUUAUUGCUUGUCCUUGUGGAAUUGGUCUUGCUGCGCCAACAGCUUUAUUCGUGGGUUCUGGUUUGGCUGCAAAGUAUGGAAUUCUUGCAAAAGGAGGAGGUGCUGCUUUCCAAGAUGCUGCACAAACCAAUUUGGUUUGUUUCGACAAGACUGGCACGUUAACAUACGGCCAAAUGAAAGUCACGAACUUUGCGUUUGUAUUGUCUCUGGUUGAUAGCGACAAGAAGGAUGCAACGAAACUAUUUGGAUUGCAGUUAGCCAGAGACUUGGAGUUAGCUUCCAAACAUCCAAUUGCCACAGCCGUGAAGGAGUUUGUUUCGAGUCACAACUUCAACGAUGCUAAAUUGACUUUGAGCUCUAACAAGAUCCCCAGCAUCGAAACUAUCCCCGGGAAAGGGCUUAAAGGAGCCAUUAAAUUCUUGACCCAAGAUGAGCAAUGGGCUGAAUACGAACCGAAUGAAGCUUUGCUUGGCAACGAAUCUUUGCUCAGAGACAAUGACGUUGAGAUUUCUCCCGCGCAGAAAGAAUUACUUGACUCCUGGAAAAAGGAGAGAAAAUCGGUGGUAAACGUUGCCCUCAAAUGCAAGAAACUCUACGGUGAUGCCAAGUUUCAUCUACUUGUAAUGUUGGCUUGCAGAGAUGAGGUCAGAGCUGAAACUAAACCGGUGAUUGAAUACUUGACAAAACAAGGAAUUGAAUGUUGGAUGAUCACAGGAGACAAUGGUCUCACAGCUAGCGCUAUUGGAAAAGAAAUUGGAAUUCCUAGUGACAGGAUCAUCAGCGAAGUUUUGCCUGACGAAAAACAAGCCAUGGUGUUGAAGUUGCAAGAGGAGGCAGGAAGAAGUGUUGCAAUGGUAGGCGACGGUAUCAAUGACGCUCCAGCCUUAGCCAGUGCCAAUGUCGGCAUCGCUCUUUCAACGGGAGCAGACUUGGCAGUCACAUCCAGUGAUUUUAUUCUACUUAAUAAGAGCCACCCUAUGGCUACAUUAUGCACCUUGCUUGAUCUUUCUAAGGUUGUGUUUCGGAGAGUCAAGUUCAAUUUUGGAUGGAGUUUGGUCUACAACAUGAUUGGAAUUCCUAUUGCGGCGGGCGUAAUUUAUCCAUAUAAUAACCUGAGACUCAGUCCCGUUUGGGCCAGUGUGGCCAUGGCCGCAUCAUCACUUAGUGUCGUGACGAGCAGUCUUUUGCUCAAAUUGUACCGUCCUAAGAUCAAGGCUAAAGAUUUGGGCAAGUUUGAACAGUCAAGUGAAGUGGCAGAAAUCCACUACUUAUAA
Molecule: messenger RNA, 3705 nt
Organism: Sungouiella intermedia
Lineage: Eukaryota; Fungi; Ascomycota; Pichiomycetes; Serinales; Metschnikowiaceae
Source: the annotation of a GenBank genome assembly